Messenger RNA from Wasmannia auropunctata (little fire ant), 5160 nucleotides. RefSeq names its product PR domain zinc finger protein 10-like. Lineage: Eukaryota; Metazoa; Arthropoda; Insecta; Hymenoptera; Formicidae. Bases 534 to 3554 code for a protein of 1006 amino acids. The record is from RefSeq and is a predicted model, not a curated record. Gene Ontology annotation, molecular function: RNA polymerase II cis-regulatory region sequence-specific DNA binding; DNA-binding transcription factor activity. The transcript is spliced from 11 exons. Gene Ontology annotation, biological process: regulation of transcription by RNA polymerase II.
CAACUGUCGAUUUUACGAAUAGAUUUUACAGUCGUUCAAACAAUAAGCUAAUGUAAUUGUAAGAUAAUUGCGAUCCGAACGGACUGUUUCGCGGGUUCAAAGUUUCCCGCCGUCUCGACGUUAAUCAAUCGCGUUGCGAGAUCGGCAUCGUCGACUGUUGACGGGCCAGUGCUGCUGCAGCAGCGGAUGCUCACUGUUAUCGAGUGAGAGGUGCAUCGACUUCGAGCCCCUGUGUGUCGAGGCUGCUUGACUCCUCUCGUGCGAGUUCAAAAUAACGGAGACCCGCAGGACGAACACCUGUUUCCUGCCUCGCGCGCAAUGUCGUCCGCCGUCCGCGUCGCGCCCGGAACACCGAGGGUCGCGCGUCGCGGUUAGAGCGACCCUGGCUGUCACCUGGCCGUCAGAGAGAUCCGUUACAUCUCUUCCCUCGCGUACUCCCGUGUGCACGUCCGCGCGAUCGAAUGUGACUGGUAACACAACGGCACGGGCGACAAGACACCACGGACUUCGCUGGUGCGAUACGUCAACGUAAGAUGGAUCCAAGGGGCCCUCCUGAGGGGGCCCCUGCCGAGUCCUUCGAGAUAUCCAGCAUCGACAGGGGGGCCGAUACCACGGUCAACGGAUGGCCGACGGAUCACCCCUUCGCCUCGUCCCUGUGCGAACAGCCGAAGAAGCUGAACAACAGGCUUCUGUUCCUGACCGUGGAAUAUGUGGAGGAUCAAUCCCGACUGUUCCCCACGUAUGAGCAGAUCUCCUUUUCGCCGAGGGCGGCCUCCCCCCUAUCCGAGUUCGAGAAUCGAGUCAGCCCGCUGGAUCCGAACAUGAGUUCCACCGCCAGAUAUUCUCCCACGCCGGUCCAACUGCCUUCCUCACCCUUCCACAACUCCGUCGUCGUCCUUCAAGGCCCGUCCUCGCCCUUGAUGUCCCAGCCUGAACCGAAUAUACGAACGAGCAUUAAUUACGUGACCCAGCUGACCCAUCCGAUCGACACUCAGGCCGUACCUCAGACAGACACUACCACAGACUUUGUUGGCAAUGGGAACGAAGAUGGGCUGGUGUCCAGCGUCAGCAGCGAAUUGAUUUUAAUGCAGGAAACUGCACCUGAAUUGGAAUCUUCGGCGACUCCCUUAAUGCUAACAGGAAUACCAGGCACGGACUUCGCUCUGACCAGAGACUUCCUGGUGAUGCAGGAUGAUCAAAUAAACGUUAUCAACACGUUUAAAAAUCAGAACAUGGAGAUGGAGGACAACCCCAUCGCUUUGCCAUCCAUUACCGAAGAUGCGAACAAAGAAAACAACAAUCUUGCUUUGCCGGAGUGUGAUAAGGAGAUUCAACAGAUUACCAAAGAACCGGUGUCCACUGAGAAGAAGAAGGUGAUCGAGAAGAAAGAUGUGCGGAGAUCCAAACGGCAUAUAACGGAUAAGAAAGAUUUCUGCAUUUUUACAGGGUGCGACGACGAGUACGAUGUUAAUUGUGCCAAAGACGACAGCUCCAAUUUGACCGACGUAUGCACAAUCGCGGAUCAACCUGUGCCAUCGCGUGCUGUAGCAACACUGCCAGGCUCAUAUCUUUUGUUAAACAAGCUAUCUACUUCGCAUGCUGCAGCGAACGGCGCGACCUACGGGAUUUUUGCGAAACGUAACAUUCGAAGGCGCACGCAAUUCGGGCCCAUCGAAGGUGUGUUGUGCACUUACGACGGCUCGCCCUUCGAGAAUGCUUUGCCACUGCUCUACGAAACUGAGAAUGGGGAAUUCCUGAAAGUAGAUGUGUCCAACGAAAACACCUCAAACUGGAUGCGUUUUGUGCGGCCCGCACUGACAUACAAGGAGCAAAAUUUAAUCAUUUGUCAGCAGAAGGAUGGAAUAGUAUUUUUGACCAAUAGAAACAUUUCGCCAAAGGAAGAGCUCAAGGCAGGUCCUAGUCCAGACUAUGCAAGUCGCAGAAAUUUGCCAAUACUCAAACCAGACGCGAAAGAUGAAAAAGAAGUGGCUAAUCAAAUAUCCACAUGGUCACGCUUGGAUGGUAAUUCUUACAAUCGACGCAUAAAGAUGUUUCGCGACAGAAACGUGAAGGAGAAGGAGAACUCGCGGCAGAACAAGUGCGACAAAGAGUGGAAAUGUUCCGUGUGCAACUUGAUUUUCCGGAAGCCGUCCCUGCUUAACCUGCACACGGCCGUUCAUUCCAACGAUAUCAAAAUUGAGAAUCAAAUGUCCGCGUGCCCGCAAUGCGGACUGGAAUUCCACAAGCACAGCGAAUUGGCGAAUCAUGUGUCUCAGCACGGGCGAAUGGCGUUACCUAAGGCAAAGAGAUUAACUCCUCUAGGUUCAUACAAGUGUUCAAUGUGUUACAAACGUUUUGCUACGAAGAUACGAUUACAACAGCACUGCUUGGCGCAUGGUGCUGAGGACCAAAAACCACUGCCGUGCAGUAUCUGCUUGAAGCGAUUUAUGAACAACUCCGCGUUGUCGGGUCAUCUGAAAACGCAUAAAGAAAACAAACAGGUCUUCGAGUGCCCGAUGUGCAGGCAGCUAUUCCGCCAAGGUACAAUGCUGAAGGAUCACGUUGAGACACAUAGAAACCAAGACGGUAUAUUCAGUUGCCCUCACUGCCAGCGAACGUUCAUCAAGUAUUCAGUCAUUCGCAAACACAUUCGGGCACACCAUUGCGAGAGGAAGCACAAGUGCCAGCACUGUGCGAAACGUUUCCCGACGGUCGACAAGUUGCGAAUGCAUUUGCUGAAGCACUCCGAUCAUAGAGAAUUUCAUUGCGCCAACUGCGGUAAACAGUUUAAGAGGAAGGAUAAAUUGAAGGAACACAUGACUAAAAUACACCACUCCCAAGCGGUGGUUAACGGAGAACAAAUAACGCAGAACAACCAGGCGAAGAAAUUUGUGCCAAAGGUAAAUCCGAACGAUUACAAUCGCUUCAUUUACAAAUGUCAUCAAUGCCUGGUGGGUUUCAAGCGUAGGGGAAUGCUGGUGAAUCACCUAGCGAAGCGACAUCCCGACGUCGCUCCCGAGUCUGUGCCGGAAUUGAACUUACCUAUUCUGCGACAAACCAGAGACUAUUAUUGCCAGUAUUGCGACAAGGUCUAUAAAAGCAGCAGCAAACGUAAGGCGCAUAUCAUGAAGAACCAUCCUGGCGCGGCCUUGCCGCCUAGCAACCGGCAGAAAGAAUCCGAAUUCUCGGGACUGCCGAAUCCAAGCUUCAGUCAGACAGUGGGCAGCAUCACGACUAGUCCCCAAGGUUGCCAGUGGUGCCACAAGCAGUACGCCAGCAAGGCAAAGCUCUUGCAACACCAGCGCAAGAAGCACGCGCACCUGAUGGAGCCGGCGGAUCAAAUACCGCGAUCGCGGAAUCGGCCGCCGCAGAAUCAAAAUCAACCGCCCGCGCUGAACGACAACAACUUUGUGAUAUCCGAUUACAUACAAGGAUGCGACGGGGAUUUCCUGAAGCAGAAAAUAAUCAAAAUAACGAACGACGUGGACCUGAUAGGCAACGGUGGCCUGGAGAUGAUUGGCCAGCAGUUUGUGCGUAUGCGCGACAUACGUUGAGGAAACGCGCGGCAUCCUCGACACGGGGGAUGAGCGUCGCCAAUUUAUCGAGAUAUGAAUCUCGCAACCCUUUGUACGCAGUCGAGAUAUUAGGCUGCGUUUUUUUGCUGCCGUUACCAAUGUCGGGGGCGACCAACGUCGCCUGGACGGGGGCGGCGAAGCGCUGUGUCGCCCGAGAAUAUUUGGGAAUAUACGCGGCUUUGUCAGCGUCAGUGCGAAACACUGGGGCGCUGUUUUGUUGAUUGUACGCGUUUGAUCGAUCGACAAUGACGACGGUUACCGAUGAUAACCUAGUGGCUUUGGCGGAUUUGUUGGAAGCGAAGAGCACGCAGUUUUAAGGAUAACUUUGCCCGAGCCUCGAAACGAAAAAAAAAAAAAAAAGAGAGAAACGCCUAAAAACGUUGACUGAAAACCAACCCGAGGCUCGAGGAAUCUACUUGCGACGGAGAGCAUUGUAGUCUCGUACAAUUGUUGAGAUCUUUCCUUGAAAUAUUAAGAAUACCGUAAAGAGAAAAAGAAAAAAAAAAAGGUAGAACAAGUCCUGGUACUAUCGGCACGCCAUUUGCGCUAGGCCUGGUAGUUUUACUUUAAAAAUCCGAUUCGAGUGUGAAGUAGAUGGACGAAAUUUAAGCGACAGGUUUAAAGAGAUGUUAAAAAUAAAAAAAAAACCCCCGGUUUAUAAAUCUGGACGGCGGACGGGUUAGAUCGCGCUGCGUCUUAGAUCAGCGUAACUUCCUCCGUACGGCGAUGAUUGGAGUAAUGUUAAACGCUCAUUAUUCGCAACGUAUUUGGCUUCACUUAACGGCGAGCGAUUGUCUGUAGAUUACGUGAAAGCUUGCGAUCUCUGCAAGGAAUCGUCCAUUUCACUUUUGCUCUUUCUCUCUCUCUCUAUCUCUCUUCCUCGUAAUUCCAAGAUCUCGUAAACGCUUGCGUCCACGUUCUCAUUUUAGAAUAAUAUACAAGUAACAUGCGUUCUUAGAUCUUCAACGAAGAACAUACUGUUUUCACGUAAUCGUUUCGUAAUCGCUGGUCUCAUCCACGUAUGAAUCUAGUCGUCACGGCCGAGAGCUCGUUUGAAUCGUCGGCUCGAGAUGUCCGGUUUUAAAUUGACGCACGGUACCGUAGUUACGUAGCCAAAGGGGGAGGGGGGGGGGCGGGGGAAUUUUCGCCCUCGCGAAUUUUACGAACAGCAGGAGCAACGUAUGUACGUGUAUUUUUAAGCUGUGUAUUCCUGGCCGCGCGUUCGCACGUAAGCACACGUACACCACAAGAGUUUUCGCAAAAGAUUGUCCAAAGAUUGUGUAUUCCGCAACGUGUCUGAAUUCGGAUAAUUGUGUCCUCACGUAAAACCCUAUCCGGUUUGGUGUGUGUCGUAAAUAAAAGUAAAAAUAAAAAAAAACCCGCACGAACGAUUUUCACACUCAGAGAAAUUCACGCCGACGAAACGACGACGACGUUGAACUUAUUUUACACGACGCGGUAUAUACACGGCGUAUACAUUGUCGCAGUUACGAAGACAAGAGAUUGCAUGUUUGUCGAUGUCGUUGACUACAUGGAGGACUGUACUGUAAACAUGACUUAAAAUAAAGUUAUUCGAUGAGCGAUA